Molecule: messenger RNA, 734 nt
Organism: Alosa alosa (allis shad)
Lineage: Eukaryota; Metazoa; Chordata; Actinopteri; Clupeiformes; Clupeidae
Product: histone H2B 1/2-like
Exons: 1
Coding region: 236-610 (124 amino acids)
Cellular component (GO): nucleosome
Molecular function (GO): DNA binding; protein heterodimerization activity; structural constituent of chromatin
Source: RefSeq, a predicted model, not a curated record
CAGAAUAACCCGGAUCCUUAAAAGGAAUCGAGUUUGACAGGCCUAUCUCGCACUGACUGUCCUCUUCUAUUCAAAAUGACCAAUCGUGUCUGAGUAUUUGGUUUGAGGUGGUUACAGCCAUUCUGGUUAUGGGUGUGUGAAGUGACGCAGUCUUCAAUUUGCAUACAACCUGGGAUAUAUACCAGGUAACUUCGCUAACUGUUUACUCUCAGUUUAUCAUAUUCGAAAAAGCAACAUGCCAGACCCAGCUAAACCCGCGCCCAAGAAGGGCUCUAAGAAAGCCGUGACAAAGACUGCCGGCAAAGGAGGAAAGAAGCGCAGAAAGACCAGGAAGGAGAGCUAUGCCAUCUAUGUGUACAAGGUCCUGAAGCAGGUCCAUCCUGACACCGGUAUCUCUUCCAAGGCCAUGGGCAUUAUGAACUCCUUCGUGAACGACAUCUUCGAGCGCAUUGCUGGAGAGUCAUCCCGUUUGGCCCACUACAACAAGCGUUCUACCAUCUCUUCAAGGGAGAUCCAGACGGCAGUGCGUCUGCUUCUGCCCGGUGAGUUGGCCAAGCACGCCGUGUCCGAGGGAACAAAGGCCGUCACAAAAUACACCAGUUCCAAGUAAAGUGUUAACGUAACGCUUCACAACACAAAGGCUCUUUUAAGAGCCACCCACAUUCUUUGGGAAGUAAUUCCAAUUGUUAUACCUAACUGUAAAAACUUUCAUUACUGCUAUUAUAUAUUUUUAU